Aspergillus sclerotioniger CBS 115572 is the source of this 1137-nucleotide messenger RNA. RefSeq lists its product as uncharacterized. Bases 63 to 926 code for a protein of 287 amino acids. The record is from RefSeq and is a predicted model, not a curated record. Lineage: Eukaryota; Fungi; Ascomycota; Eurotiomycetes; Eurotiales; Aspergillaceae. The transcript has a single exon.
CUUUGCAAAUUCCAAGAUAAGUGAAUGGAUGGAUGGGGUAUAUGAAUACAUGCUAAUAUGUGAUGUAUAGUCCCGCUCAAACCACCACCAUCACCGUCACAGGUACAGGUACAGAUACCAACACAAGAACUGGCACAACCCACCAAUCCCACACGGCAUAUCCAGCCCCAACCACUGCUGCAUCUCCGGCCUCUGCCCCAGCCACCACCACCACCACCACCACAGCAACCGAGACAACCACCACCACAGAAACCAUCACCAUCCAACAGACAUCACCCGCUACCGCGUCUCCUCCGAGCGGGUCCGCAGUGGUUGCACAAACCCAAACCCAAACCCAGACCACAACCCACACCCAUACAGAGACCCAGACCCAGACUCAAACCGAGACAGAUGUCAUCACUGCAACCAUCACCUCGACUUCAAGCGUAACUCUUCCUCCGGCAACAAUCACCCAGACAGAAACAGAUGUCCUCACUGCGACAAUUACCCAGACCGAGACGGAUGUGAUUACAGCGACGGUCACAAACCUAGCUACUGUUACUCUGCCCCCAGUGACAACGACAAUCAUUGAAACUGCUACGAGCACUCAGUCUCCUGAUGCUACUGCUGCUGCUUCUGCUACCACUGCACCCGCCAACGCCAACACACACAACUAUGGAAAGUGCACUAACCCUAGCAUCUCUUACAAAUAUGCUCUGGACGGACACACCAAUUGGUCUUUCACGACGAACAACGUCCUGGACUUCCCUCAUAACAUCUCCCCUACGAUUGAGUCGUUAAUGGGCUUUAUCUGUAACCGGUUGGAGAGUCCGUGCCUGGCACCCCAGGAGACGGUGGAUGCGUGCUGGGCGGCGGAGCAGCAGGUGGUCCAGACUGGACGGGUGGGUCAGGAUGCGGCGGACUUGUGGAAUGAGUUGAUGGCAUAGAUUGAUCUGGAUCGAUGGAAUGAGAGAGAAGAAGAGAAAGAGAGAAGAAGAGAAAGAGAGAGGAAAAGGCAUAAACGGAUAUGGCGUUGGUGAUUUACUUGCUUUUGAAGGGCAUCGGGUGUUUGGAUCUGUGUUUCUUCAAUUCUGCUUUGUUCUCAUUUGAAUUGGCGUAUGUGAGUCUUCUAUCAUUGCAUUCCAUCUACAAUAUCGU